UUCCACUUGAGCAAGGAGGAUUUCUGUGCUGACUUUGCGGGCGAACCACUUAAGUUUCUCGUUUGAACGUAAGUGGGAAAAGCAAGCAAAUAGCGCUGCAUUUCAGCUGCGGGACUCUGCUAACUAACGUCCGCUGGAGUUAGGUAUCAAAAUGAAGCACAUGUCCUUAUUGUGCCUCUGUGCAUUGGUGACUUUGUACAGCCAUAACAGGGUGCUGUCUCAAACGCCCUCUUACGGUGAAAGGGGCUCUGAUCUCGGCAUCCAGGUAUUUCAGCAAGUGGCCCGUGCGAAGCCCCUGGAGAAUGUGGUGCUUUCGCCCCAUGGAGUGGCUUCCAUCCUUGGCAUGCUGCUACCUGGAGCCCACGGGGAAACACGGAAGCAAAUCCUUAAUGCUGUCCGCUACAAGAAAAAUGGCCCUUACAAGAUGUUGAAGAAGCUGCAUAAGAACUUGACGGGCAAAUCCAACCAGGACAUCGUGCUGAUUGCCAAUGCUGUGUUCAGCCAGAAGGGUUUCCCCAUGGAGGAGGCUUUUGUGACCUCCAACAAAGAGAACUUCCGGUGUCAGAGCAGGACCCUGGACUUCAGCAACCCUCAUGCAGCAGCAGAUGAAAUCAAUGAAUGGGUCAACAAUAAGACCAAAGGUCACAUCCCCAGCUUGAUCAAAGCAGACAUGCUGGAUCCAGCUCUGACCCGUCUGGUAGCUGUCAACUCCAUCUACUUCAAAGGCUUGUGGAAGUCCCGCUUCCAGCCUGAGAACACCAAGAUGAGACCCUUCACCCGAGGCGAUGGAGAAAUGUAUAAAGUCCCAAUGAUGUCCCAGCUAUCAGUCUUCAACAUAGGCAUGGCCACCACGCCUCAGGGGCUCAAAUACAAGGUAAUUGAGCUGCCGUAUCAUGGCAACAACAUCAGCAUGCUAAUCGUUCUCCCAUCUGAAGAGGACACCCCUCUGUCUCGUGUCAUCCCACACAUCAGCACUGCCACAGUGCGGAGCUGGACCAAACUGAUGCACAUGAGAAAAGUCCGCUUGUUCAUCCCCAAGUUUACUGCUGAUGCCGAGGUUGAUUUGGAGGCCCCGCUUUCAGCUCUGGGAAUAACAAACAUUUUCAGUGAGGAAAAAGCUGACUUCAGAUACCUCAGUUCUGAGUCUGUGCAUGUAUCCAGGGCACUCCAGAAGGCCAAAAUAAUCGUCAGUGAAGAUGGAACAAAAGCAGCAGCAGCCACUACUGCAAUUUUGUUGGCUCGGUCCUCCCCACCCUGGGUUACAGUGGACAGACCUUUUGUGUUCCUCAUUCGACAUAACCCAACAGGCACCAUCCUCUUUAUGGGCCAGAUCAACCAGCCUUGAGGCCAGCCCCCAUCAUCAACCCUAGCAUCAUUUACCACAACAGGACAUGCUUAUACACUGCCAUGCAUCAAAAUACAAAAUAAACACAGAACACACUCUUUGCCGAACACAUUUGUACAAGGUGGAUAUAUGAUGUGAUUUGUUUUAAAUGUUGCUUUUUAUGUUACCUGUUUUCUGUAUUGCAUAACAUGCUGUAUAAAAUGUAUUUUGCAGACUAAAUUUUUGAUGUUUUUGUUUUGUUUUGUUUUUUUCCCAAUUGAAGACAUCUUUAAGAGACUUUGAAUGUCAUUUGUGUAUUUUCUCUACUCUGGAGUAGGAUAAUCAGUUUAUUUAUCAUGUUAGUGUUUCAGUUUAAAAGUUGUCCUCAUGUCAUGUAACUUCAGUCUGUAUUAAAUUUCACUCCUAAGUUAUGGCAAUAUUCAUGCCAUUGUCAAGAAUUUGCUUUUAAAAUUGUUUCCCUCGCAGAGGGAGUUUUCUGUUGUCAUACUUGCUUCAAACUUUGGGAAAAUAAAUACAUGUAUUUAUAACUA
Molecule: messenger RNA, 1875 nt
Organism: Archocentrus centrarchus (flier cichlid)
Lineage: Eukaryota; Metazoa; Chordata; Actinopteri; Cichliformes; Cichlidae
Gene: serpine2
Product: serpin peptidase inhibitor, clade E (nexin, plasminogen activator inhibitor type 1), member 2
Exons: 9
Coding region: 152-1345 (397 amino acids)
Biological process (GO): negative regulation of plasminogen activation; negative regulation of endopeptidase activity
Molecular function (GO): serine-type endopeptidase inhibitor activity
Source: RefSeq, a predicted model, not a curated record